UCAUAGCGGCACGGGCUGGCGGCGCGACAGCCGGGCGAGUUUCGUUCAAAGCAGUCUUCUCGUGGCCACCGCACCGAACACGCCAAGUAAAUAAUAAAAUUAGUUGUAGGAAAUAUUUAAAUUUAAACACAAACCAUGAGGGAAAUAGUGCAUCUUCAGGCUGGGCAGUGCGGGAACCAGAUUGGCGCCAAAUUCUGGGAAAUAAUCUCUGAAGAGCACGGGAUCGACCCCACCGGCGUGUACAAGGGCACCAGCGACUUGCAGCUCGAGAGGAUCUCCGUGUACUACAAUGAGGCCUCUGUUGCGACGGCGGAGAAUGGCGGCAAGUACGUGCCCCGCGCCAUCCUGCUGGACCUGGAGCCCGGCACCAUGGACGCCGUGCGCUCCGGCCAGUACGGCCAGCUGUUCCGCCCCGACAACUUCGUGUUCGGCCAGUCCGGCGCCGGCAACAACUGGGCCAAGGGGCACUACACCGAGGGCGCCGAGCUCGUCGACGCAGUACUAGACGUAGUCAGGAAGGAGUGCGAGAACUGUGACUGCCUCCAGGGUUUCCAGCUCACACACUCGCUCGGAGGCGGCACCGGCUCCGGAAUGGGAACGCUCCUCAUCUCCAAAAUCAGAGAAGAAUACCCCGACAGAAUCAUGAACACAUACUCCGUAGUACCCUCACCUAAAGUUUCCGACACAGUAGUAGAACCUUACAAUGCCGUGCUCUCUAUUCACCAGCUCGUUGAGAACACAGACGAAACCUACUGCAUAGACAACGAAGCUCUCUAUGAUAUCUGUUAUAGAACCCUUAAAGUCCCCAAUCCCACAUACGGCGAUCUCAAUCACUUGGUGUCGCUCACCAUGUCCGGAGUCACCACGUGCCUGCGGUUCCCCGGUCAGCUGAACGCUGAUCUCCGCAAGCUGGCCGUCAACAUGGUUCCCUUCCCGCGUCUCCACUUCUUCAUGCCCGGGUUCGCGCCGCUCACGUCCCGCGGCAGCCAGCAGUACCGCGCGCUGACCGUGCCCGAGCUCACCCAGCAGAUGUUCGACGCCAAGAACAUGAUGGCGGCUUGCGACCCGCGCCACGGCCGCUACCUCACCGUGGCCGCCAUCUUCCGCGGACGCAUGUCCAUGAAGGAGGUCGACGAGCAGAUGCUGUCGAUUCAGAACAAGAACAGCAGCUUCUUCGUGGAGUGGAUCCCGAACAACGUGAAGACGGCGUGCUGCGACAUCCCGCCGAAGGGUCUGAAGAUGUCAUCCACGUUCAUCGGCAACACGACGGCGAUCCAGGAGUUGUUCAAGCGUAUAUCGGAGCAGUUCUCGGCCAUGUUCAGGCGUAAGGCGUUCUUGCAUUGGUACACGGGCGAGGGCAUGGACGAGAUGGAGUUCAACGAGGCCGAGAGCAACGUGAACGACCUGGUGUCGGAGUACCAGCAGUACCAGGAGGCGUCGGCGGAGGACGACACGGAGUUCGACCAGGAGGACCUCGAGGAGCUGGCGGCCGACGAGCACCGCGACUAGGCGCCUCCACUCGCUACAUUCGGCGCCUCCACUGGCAACUCGGGGCGCCUACACUCGUGGGCCUGGCUGGGACAGUGCGGAUACUCCACACGUUGCUUCGAACCUCUCUUGCGUCGUAUUUUGAAGCUGUCGAUGUCGUCAUGGCAUCAAGUUUCUUCACUCGCCAGAGAUUAUAAUUUAUAUCUCUCAUCCAUUUUAAUUUUAUGUAUUUUUACAACGAAGCUAUCUAGAAUUAAGUCGCGUCAUAAUAUUUUAUCUGCAAUUUACCAAAGCAUUUUAACAAUAUGUUUAUGAGAGUAGUAUUUUUGUAUUUUAAAAGCGAGUGUAUUCGCACUGUGAAUCGUCACGAUGUGACGUUUUUGUACAAGUGCAAAAAAUAUGAAUUUUACAAUGAAAUGAUGAUAGUAUUAUAUUGAAAGUCUGUUUUAAUAAAAUGAUUUUAGAAAUAUAAGAGUCAAAGCAAUAACGUACCAAUCUGUGCAUUUCUUAGCAUAAGUUAUUGUAAUGUCUUGUAUGCUUUUUUAUAUAUUAAUUUAUAAAUUAAUAAAAUGUUUUUAACCAA
Messenger RNA from Plutella xylostella (diamondback moth), 2071 nucleotides. RefSeq names its product tubulin beta-1 chain. Gene Ontology annotation, biological process: microtubule-based process. Gene Ontology annotation, cellular component: microtubule. Lineage: Eukaryota; Metazoa; Arthropoda; Insecta; Lepidoptera; Plutellidae. The record is from RefSeq and is a predicted model, not a curated record. Gene Ontology annotation, molecular function: GTPase activity; structural constituent of cytoskeleton; GTP binding.